CCGAAAACAACAUAAACUGGUUUGAUAAAAUUGAGACGCUGUGGUUGUCAUUCAUUUUACUUUACUCUCUUGGAGAAUGGCAAUGGCAUCGUCCAACAUGAUGAACAUAGGUCUUGCUUCAUCAUACAAGAAGAAGAAGACGAUGUUGUUUGAGGUAUCAUGCAGUAGAAAGAGAGACAGAGACAGAGAACGAGGUAGUAACAGUAUCCACCCAUAUAAAGUUAUUGAGAUUACUCCUCCACCCAAGUCUCUUGGCGUUCGUUGUCUUCCCCCCGGUUUGAUAUUAUUUCCAUGGUUUCUUGUGUAUAAUAUAUGUGAUGUGAUUGCAAUCUACCAACGAUUGAUUUGUGGGAUUUGGCCCCUUAAUCAAGUGGAUAGGGGCCUGAUCUCUGACUCUUGCGUAUGGAGAAAAUUUAGUUGCGGAAAACAUAUCUUUUGUUACCAACAUGUUCUCUGACAGAGAUUAGUUAUUGCUAAACGACGGUAGAAACUUUGUACCUAUAAUACAAAUAUGAUUGCAAUCUCAAGUGUUAUCCCUAACUAUUGUGUCAUUAGCUAUAAUUAUGGUUGUUAGUAUCUUACAAGAUAUGCAAAUUGUAUUUCUGUUCAAUAUAGGAUUGAACCCACUUUGAUAUGAAUCCUUAGUGUGUAUCCAUUUUGAACCUGAAUUUCAUUUUGAAUCCUGAUUCAUUUCA
This is a messenger RNA of Medicago truncatula (barrel medic), 695 nucleotides long. RefSeq lists its product as uncharacterized. NCBI's taxonomy places the organism in Eukaryota, Viridiplantae, Streptophyta, Magnoliopsida, Fabales, Fabaceae. The coding region runs from base 77 to 457 and encodes 126 amino acids. The transcript is spliced from 3 exons. The record is from RefSeq and is a predicted model, not a curated record.